This is a messenger RNA of Strongylus vulgaris, 182 nucleotides long. NCBI's taxonomy places the organism in Eukaryota, Metazoa, Nematoda, Chromadorea, Rhabditida, Strongylidae. The record is from the annotation of a GenBank genome assembly.
AUGUUCAUUGUCCCAUCUAGGUUUCUUAGCAAUGGAGGACGUAUUGUGAAGAAGACUGUAGAAACUUUUGAUGACCUCGGAACUGGCUACGACUGCAUUGUGAACUGUACAGGACUGGAAGCAAAGAAGCUUGUGGCUGAUGACCUACUACAUCCGAUCAGAGGUCAGGUAUGUAACUGAAG